Molecule: messenger RNA, 1955 nt
Organism: Symphalangus syndactylus (siamang)
Lineage: Eukaryota; Metazoa; Chordata; Mammalia; Primates; Hylobatidae
Product: myosin IC heavy chain
Source: RefSeq, a predicted model, not a curated record
AUGGGGCCCCAGCAUGGCACAGGGCCAGACCCACCCCCUCUUUGUCACUGGCCACAGACUGCGGGGGGAGGGGCUAGAGGAACUGGGGCACCUGCAUUUGGCCUGCAGGGAAUCUGGGUCCCGCUGGCUGUGGGUGACCACAGAGGGCCACGUGGGCAGGGUGCAUCCGUGGCCCCAGGCCAACCUCGUCAGAGUGGGAGGGGGAAGGGCCAGGAAGCCCCAGCCUGGACCAGGUACGGUGGGAACAGUCCACAUGGGAGGGGCCAGAACCGUCUAGAAGACCCUGGCGUACAGGUCUGCUGCAGCAGAGCCAGGAGGGCACGAGGGUGCCCACAUCCAGGGCAGAGGCACCAUGUGGUGCUCAGUCAGCGGUCAGGGUCAGGCCUGGUUGGUGGCACUGAGGACCCUGCAGGCUUGGCCCCACCUCCAGGAGCUGGGCUUCCUCCACAUGGCCACAGCAAAGGCAGGGACCAGAGCGGACCAGAAGUGUGGGGGCUGCACCCACCCUCUCCUUGCUGCUCCCCUCCCCCUUACCACCCCGUCCAACGAUGUCCACGCAGAUGGGAGGGUUGCGAGGGGCGUCCACACCUGGCCUGCAGUGGCUGCCCAGCUUCCUGCUAGGGAGAUGGGGCCGGUGCUGAUGGGGAACAGCUGUUGUGGGGGCAGCCAGAGGAAACCACGUUCCCGUGGGGCCGUGCGCCGUUUCUCCUGGAAUAACUGGAGGUGAUUCAUGGAACCUGGAGGUUGGGCUUCAGGCUGGCGGGAGCGGCUCCGGACUGGGUCUUCUCCAUGGCUCUGCUCCCCGCUCUCCUUGCUUGAGUGGUGGGGGCCCUGCGUCCUCUCAUGCCCAACCCCACCUUUCUCGCCAAAUUGUUGGAGGCUUUUGUCACCUGGAGACGCCGUUCCUGCCAGCUCCGGCCCCUUCUCCUGCGAUGACGUUGCCCUGUCUUUGCUGCGCCGAGACCAUGUUCCAGCCAGGCCAGGCCCUGACCAAGGGCUAACCACAGAAUGCACGUGGCAACACCGGCCACGUCUCACAUGUGGUCUUGGAAAACAUGGUCUCCUCUCCUGCCCCGGCCCCUCCUGCCAGCUGGACGUGGGCAUUUAUGCACCCAGUGGAACCCCGCAGCCAGGAAACAUGCCUGGAAAGCUAGAGGAGAGGCGUGAUGGGGGGGACCCCACAUGUGGCGACAGAGCAGCACACCCAGCUAUUCUCAGCCACCAUGUGGGAGAGAAAUGACGCCUCCGUGGAGCUCCCCAUGGCCGGAGCUGCUCCACACCGCAUCCUAACCUUCACCCCAACUACUCAGUUGCCAAAGGGAAUAUUUUGACUCCCUUGUUUUUAAUUUCCAGGUGAUUAUUGCUAGAGGAGUGGGAAGUUACUAAUUUUUGUAUAUUUAUCUUGUAUUAAAUUUUUUUACUGAUUUUUAAUUUUAAGAUUUUUUGAGAUGGAGUUUCACUCUUCUGGCCUAGGCUGGAGUGUAGUGGUGUGAUUUCGGCUUGCUGCAACCUCCGCCCAUGGGUUCAAGCGAUUCUCGUGCCUCAGACCCCCGAGUAGCUGGGAUUACAGGCGUGCACCACCACGCCUGGCUAAUUUUGUUUUUAGUAGAGACAGGGUUUCACUAUGUUGGUCAGGCUUGUCUCAAACUCCUGACCUCAGGUGAUCCGCCGGGAUUACAGGCGUGAGCCACUGCGCCUGGCCUGAUUUUUAAUUUUUAAAUGAGGGGGCAGAGGCAUAGCUAGGUUUACAAUCAUGUCAUCAACAAAAUAAAUUGUCUUAUUUUUUAUGAUGUUUGUGCCAUUUAUUUGUUUUUUUAUUAAGUUUGCCAGAACCUUCGAGAAAAUGCUGGACAAUUAUGACAGCAGCAGGCUCCACGAGUCGACCCUGGAUUUGUGACAUUUGUGUUUUCCACGUAUAACGAUCUUGGCCACUAUUGUGGACAGAGACUUUUGCG